Vitis vinifera (wine grape) is the source of this 732-nucleotide messenger RNA. RefSeq names its product dof zinc finger protein DOF3.5-like. NCBI's taxonomy places the organism in Eukaryota, Viridiplantae, Streptophyta, Magnoliopsida, Vitales, Vitaceae. Bases 1 to 732 code for a protein of 243 amino acids. The record is from RefSeq and is a predicted model, not a curated record. The transcript has 2 exons.
AUGGGAGGGAUCUGGGAUGAGAGCUUUAUAAAUAGGAGUGAGAGAAGAAACCCACUGCUAAGUAGCACCACUAGUAGUAGAAGAAGACUGCCCGCCGGCGGAGGCUGCAGGAAGAACCGGAGAGGCAAGUCGUUCAGGAUAUUGACCGAUCGCCUUGCCUCCAAGGGUUUGGCCAGUGAUCCUGACCCUGACCCUCGUGGAAGUGCCUUGGCUGACUCCGCCACUACCUCUUCUGGGCUACACGAUGCUUCCGCUUCCAAUAUUGAUCUUGCUCUUGUUUAUGCCAACUUCCUAAACCAGAAGCCGGAGCCAAAGUCAACAGGGUUUGAAAUGCCAGAAUUGCCUUGUGAAUUCCAUCCAUCUUUCCAGCUUUCAUCAACUCUUUCAACGUCGAACACCAGCCUGGAUUCAUCACAUAUUCAAUUACCGCCGGACACUCAUUUGAGUGAGGAUAACCAGGUCUAUCUUAGUGGCUUCCACCCUAUUCACACCCAUCAUGACCAUGACUCUGCCAAUAUUUAUGGGCUGCCACCACUGCCAGGCCAAGAGGUUGCUCCUCUGGAGAUGUUGUGGCCCAUUUCUCAAGCCAUGGUUCAGAAUCAGACCUUGCACGAGACACAAUUGCCAGCUCUGCACCCAGAAGCUGCUCAACAUCCAAAUCAUGUAGCUGUCACUGCUGGUAACUGGAGCCCAUUUGAUUUGUCAUGCUACGAAACCUUCUCUCGGCCUUGA